Messenger RNA from Panicum hallii, 1716 nucleotides. RefSeq names its product phosphatidylserine decarboxylase proenzyme 1, mitochondrial. Gene Ontology annotation, biological process: phosphatidylethanolamine biosynthetic process. The coding region runs from base 111 to 1493 and encodes 460 amino acids. The record is from RefSeq and is a predicted model, not a curated record. Lineage: Eukaryota; Viridiplantae; Streptophyta; Magnoliopsida; Poales; Poaceae. The transcript has 12 exons. Gene Ontology annotation, molecular function: phosphatidylserine decarboxylase activity. Gene Ontology annotation, cellular component: mitochondrion.
UUGUAAUAUCAGGUUGUAGCUGGGCUGGCCCUUGGCUUCCUGCUGCCUGCUGCGGUGCGGCCGUGCGGCUCCUCGAUCACAUCCAUUCACUGACUGAUUCACCUCGGCAAAUGGCAACCCCCGCGCUCGAGAAAGAGGAUCGAUUUCAUUUGGGUUGGGGGAAGAGCGACAUGAGGUUUAGGGUUCGCCCUCCAUCUCCAUGGCCGCCACCGCCGCCGCUCCAUCUCCUCGCCUCAGCCCGCCACGGCCACCGCCCUCCCUCCCGCCGCAUCCACGCCGCCAACUCCGGCGACUCCCAAGCUGGCAAAGGCAAAUUCCUUCUGCCUGGUGCAACCGCGGCAGUUCUUGUCAUGCUGGGCGCUCUACAUGCUAGGCGCAUGUACGAUGACAAGAAAGUUGUCCAAAGGAAGGAGAAAGGAAUUGAACCAGAAUUUUCGCCCGAUUUCAAGGCUUCGCUUAUUAGGCUUCUACCAUUGCGUUCCAUGUCACGUUUCUGGGGAUCCUUGAUGGAAGUGGAUAUCCCAGUUUUCAUGCGCCCCACCAUCUACAAAGCAUGGGCUAGAGCAUUCCACUCUGAUUUGCAAGAAGUUGCUCUACCUCUAGAAGAAUAUCCUUCUUUACAGGCAUUCUUCGUACGCAGUCUCAAAGAAGGAGCAAGGCCCAUCGACCCAGAUCCAAACUGUCUGGUGAGUCCUGUGGAUGGUAAAGUUUUGAGGCUUGGAAAGCUAAGAGGUCCAGGAACCAUGAUUGAAGAAGUGAAAGGCUUUUCUUAUUCUGUUUCUUCUCUUCUUGGUACGAGUUCAUCCCUUCACGAUGCUGCAGAGGAAGAACUUUCUAGGGAGCACAUAGAGCAAAGUAUGCCUGAGAAUUCAAAUGCAAAAUCAUGGUGGCGAGUAUCAGUUGCUUCACCUAAACUACGGGAUCAAACGGUGUUGAGCCCAAAGAAAGGUAUCUUUUAUUGUGUCAUCUAUUUGCACCCUGGUGACUAUCAUCGAGUCCAUUCUCCUGUUGAUUGGAAUAUUUUAAAACGUCGGCAUUUCUCAGGCCAUCUUUUCCCCCAGAAUGAACGUGCUAUACGGACCGUCAGGAACCUGUAUGUUGAGAAUGAAAGGGUGGUACUUGAAGGGCGAUGGAAAGAAGGCUUUGUAGCAAUCGCAGCAAUUGGUGCCACUAAUAUCGGAUCUAUCAGGGUGAAUCUUGAACCAGAGCUGAGGACAAACAGGGCGGUGUCAAGGAUGGUCCAUUCCCUGCCUCCUGAGGAGCGUGUCUAUGAACCUGAAGGCACUGGCAUGCUGGUUAAGAAGGGAGAGGAGAUAGCAGGAUUUAAGAUGGGGUCAACCGUUGUGGUGGUGUUUGAAGCCCCAGCGUGGAAGUGGAAGGCAAGGGAGGAUGGCACGUUCUCAUCAGCUUCAGGAGACUUUGGCUUCUGUGUCAGGGCUGGCGACAAGGUCAGGGCGGGAGAAACCAUUGGGCGGUGGAGUGAUGAGUCGUAGCAGUGGAAAGCAUUUGGCGCUCUGUUUUUUGGGAGGGGCACAUGCUGUCUUCUUCUUAGUGGCAAAUGGGUGCAGAGCUUUUUAUUUUAGUACAAGGAGGUAAAAUCAUGCUCGUUACCAAAGGAGCUUCGUGUCCUGUUGUAAACUGUCUCUGCAGAAAUGCAAUGCAACUUUUGAUUGAUCAUCAGACAUUGAGGCAGGCAAUCUAGCCGUUUUCAUUAAA